This is a messenger RNA of Zerene cesonia (dogface butterfly), 5255 nucleotides long. It is a transcript of the gene SK, whose product is annotated as small conductance calcium-activated potassium channel protein. Gene Ontology annotation, cellular component: plasma membrane; neuron projection; neuronal cell body. Gene Ontology annotation, biological process: potassium ion transmembrane transport. The record is from RefSeq and is a predicted model, not a curated record. The transcript is spliced from 17 exons. Gene Ontology annotation, molecular function: small conductance calcium-activated potassium channel activity; calmodulin binding. Lineage: Eukaryota; Metazoa; Arthropoda; Insecta; Lepidoptera; Pieridae. The coding region runs from base 553 to 3123 and encodes 856 amino acids.
GCGAGCGGAUGUAUGUACGCCGUCUGUAUUAAAUUUCGCACAGUAUUCGAAAGUCGCUCGUUAUCUCUCCGAGCGAUUUUGCUUCAAAAAAUAAAGCUACACAUAUCUAUGCUUAAAAAAGUGCUGUCUUAUUACUUUAUAAAUUAUAUCGCUGAAGCAAUUUAUUUAAAAGCAGCGGCCGAUCGUAAGUGGAUGUGUUGGAUGUGAUGGAUUCGAGGUACCUUCAAACUUUUGUUCGCCCUCUUAAGCCUUUUGUGUUUUAGGACAAAUUACUUAACCUUUAUAGCAAACCCUUACAACCCAUUGGUCCAAAAAAGUGACUUAUAAAACGUACAAUAUCGAUACAAUUCAUAUCCUAUUUCUAACUUUAUUUAUUAAAUUUUCUUGAAUUGAAUGUGUGGACCAAACUUUGGAAAACUGUAUAUAUUUUUCGGAAAAGUGUAUAUUGCAGUGUAGUGUGAACAUAGUUGGUGUUUCUUAUGUAGGUCAAGACACUUCAAAACUUAUAAUCAUCGGUUUCUGAUCGAUAUCGUGUAACAUAUCAGGUUAAAAAUGUCUGUACCCACAACUGAUAGUACAGAAGCCAUUACUAAUUCCGGCUAUGGAAGCAGCGAUGAGACGGCGAGUCUUCUUGUAUCAGGACCUUCAGUAACAGUCAUCGUGCCCAACGAAAAUAGAACUGUCAAACCAGUGCUACAAAGACAGGACUGCACAACCCAUCUGAGACCACAGUUAUCUGGUGGACCUGGAAGCGAAGAAAGCGCUGCCUCCAUAAGAGUAGAAGAUGGGACGACUAGAAGCGUUCCCGACAUAGAAUUGCAAUGUAGAGACCAAGCGGACCGCCCGCAAACUUUAGUAUCCCCAAUCGCAACGUGCUCCCACAGAGGUUCUGUUACAUGCCAGCUAGUUCCACACUCGUACAAUAGAUGUCGCGUUUGCGAACGGAGGCAGUCAACGGCGCCAAUAUCAGCGUUGCAACUAGCGCGAUCUGUAUCGCGGGAAAGCGUUCGUUCAGCUUUGCACUACCCGUGCGGGUGCAGUUCUCUACACGCCGUCAGUACAUGCCCCGUCAUUCAACCUCCAGCCUUAUUGCUACCCGCGUCAAGUAACAGAAUCAUUCGGCAAAGUUCCCAGCCGGAGUCUAGCGCAUGCGCGGCGCACUGUGCUCAUCAUAGCCACCACCACCCUAGCGCCUCCCUGCGGCAACUACGGGAACCAGGCGAUGGAAUCGCUGGCAUCGCAGCUGACUCCCUCCGUAUUAACGGAGGGAUGCGACCCUUCAAACAGGGGCUGCUCCUCUGCCCACAAACCCUGUCGCAGACUCGCCGGGCCCGACUGAGGCGCGCAUUCACUGAGGCCACGGGAGAUACAGUGACCUACGUUAGAACGUUGCGAAAGCCGGUGUCGACUCUCUCGAUUCCGGGCACCAUGAAGGCCUACUCUGGCGGGAGGGAACCGACCGAGGAGGCCGGCGUGGCGCUGGUCGGAGUUCACAGCGAGUAUCCGCGGUACGGUGAGGAGAGGGCGCUUGGAGGCGGCACGUAUAAGGGCGGGGGGACUGCCAAGCACAAACCUAAUAUAGGAUAUAGGUUAGGUAGAAGAAAGGCACUUUUUGAAAAGAGAAAAAGGAUAAGUGACUACGCAUUAGUUAUGGGCAUGUUUGGUAUUAUAAUAAUGGUAAUAGAAAACGAACUGUCCAGUGCAGGUGUAUAUAGUAAGGCUUCAAUAUAUUCUCAGGCUCUCAAAACGCUUAUAUCAAUGUCAACUGUGAUUUUACUUGGCCUAAUCGUCGCGUAUCACGCCUUAGAAGUACAGUUAUUUAUGAUAGACAACUGCGCAGACGAUUGGCGGAUAGCAAUGACGUGGCAGAGAAUAGCGCAAAUCGGUCUAGAACUUACCAUAUGCGCGGUUCACCCCAUACCGGGUCAAUAUACCUUCACUUGGACGACUAAAUUGGCCAACAAAGGAGGAGUUAUUGGAGUAGAAGUUGGCACAAUGUAUAAACAAAUACAGGUACCGUACGAUGUAACCCUAUCACUACCAAUGUUUCUUCGUCUUUACCUUAUAUGCAGGGUUAUGCUACUUCACAGUAAACUGUUUACCGACGCUUCUUCUAGAAGUAUAGGCGCAUUGAACAGGAUUAAUUUUAAUACUAGAUUUGUAUUGAAGACUCUUAUGACUAUAUGUCCGGGAACUGUGUUACUUGUAUUCAUGGUUUCCUUAUGGAUAAUUGCAAGUUGGACGCUUCGUCAAUGUGAGAGGUUUCACGAUGAGGAACAUGCUAACCUACUCAAUGCGAUGUGGCUUAUCGCAAUAACUUUUCUCUCCGUUGGUUUUGGUGACAUUGUGCCAAACACAUAUUGCGGCAGAGGUAUCGCUGUUAGCACCGGCAUUAUGGGGGCUGGAUGCACAGCAUUAUUAGUGACCGUUGCUUCGAGAAAAUUAGAGUUAACUAGAGCAGAGAAGCAUGUGCAUAACUUCAUGAUGGAAACUCAGCUCACGAAAAAGCUGAAAAACGCUGCGGCAAAUGUUUUGAGAGAGACUUGGUUAAUAUAUAAACACACCCGUCUGGUGAAGAGGGUGCAUCCGGGCCGAGUGAGGACGCACCAGAGAAAGUUUUUAUUAGCAAUUUAUGCGUUAAGAAAAGUAAAGAUGGAUCAAAGAAAGCUCAUGGACAACGCCAACACAAUAACCGACAUGGCGAAGGACCCCUUCUUGUUACAGACCCAGAACACGGUUUAUGAGAUAGUAUCAGAUAUGAGCUCAAGACAAGAUAGCAUAGAAGAAAGGUUGACGAGUUUAGAAGAAAAAUUAACUACAUUACAGGAACAAGUGAAUAGUCUACCUGAUGUGAUGGCGCGGUGCCUACAGCAGUGUUGGGAGAGAGCAGAGCAGAGGAGGAACUUCCUGCACCCAGAUGCGGCGGCCGUGCCAACUCCGCCAGCAGCAAAUAUUUCUCCAUAUGUCAGAACAAUUCCUCCCACCACACACCCCUGGCCGCCGAGCCCCGUCCUGCAGCCGGCGGCGCGCGCGCACUCGGCGCCAGAGAGCGCGGGCGCGCCGUCCCCCGCGCCGCAGCCUCCAAGCCCCGCGCCGCACCCCCGUCCGCCUCUGCCCAGCUGAGUACCGCCUUCCAACUCCGAACUCCUGUGCUGAACUCGACGAAACUCGGCGCCCCUCCUCUGACCCCCCCCCUUUUGUUACACGAGGCCAUCGGGUAAAUUGUUUCACUUUAUAUUUCGAUGACUUUACCGAAACUUUCUUUUUUACUGAUGUUUUUUAAUGGACGUGUUCAAAAAGUGCUAAAUGACAGUGAAAUAUUUACCCCGGAUCGUCAGCGCGGAGCGAGAUAAGGUCAGCCGUAGUUUUCUUCGCUGUUCCAUUAAAGUUUCGGAUGUGAUGGACUGUUUAGUGUUACGUAGAUAGUGAAUGAACGGACAGAAGGACGAGCCGAUGUGAUUACGAUGCUUUAUUUAAAGACGCUUUAGCCAAUACCUUAGAUGAUAUUUUGAUUACAUUAUCAGCGUUUGUAAAAAUAAUGUUCAUGUCUUAUUUAAGGUGAACCUGAAAUUAUUUUAUAUGAACUAUCAAUAAGUUUAAUUUGUUUGUACAAUUAAUGAAGCACGUCAGAAAUAUUCUAUUUGUUUAGGUGUGUUUUGUUAACUCAGUAUAUCAACACAUGUAACUGAUGGCAACUGUUUGAGAAUUGUAUAGAACUUUUAUAUACACGUAGUGUAUAGAUGUUUAAAAGCAGCGAGAAAUAGGUACAGAUAUUAUAGUCUUGUUCACUUCUUUAUAAGUAUAAACUACAUAGUGCAGUUAAUGUAAAGCCAGGGACAAUACAUAUAGCAGAAAUGCAUCAUGUUCAAUAAAUAAAAGUUAAGGUAUAGCUCAAACAUUAAAUUAAUAUCAAGAUGCACAAUUAAAAUACAAUUUAGAAGUAUAUCAGGUUUUUUAAAGAAACAGAUACUGUAUCAGAUAAGUAUAAGGUAUAGUAUAAUACAAUAUAAUAAAUGCAUAUUAGUGUUGAAUAAAAACAAUGAGAUUUAAUUUUUUUCUGCUAUAUGUAUAGAGUUAUCUGCUAACCAUCUUACAGACCUUAUAGGUUUCUUUACUGUUUACACACUUAGUUUAAAGAAUUGUUAUUACUGAUUGACGUAGAUGUAAUUUUUAUAACCUAGAAUAAGCAAGCUUCGUAUUAAGACAUUAAGAUUGAUGGCUGUCUAAAUAGUGCCUAAAACACUACAAAAAUUUCGAUAAUUCAGUUUUAUUAUCUUAAAUAACAUUAAACCUGUAAAUAGUACCUAGUACGUAAUAAGAGUAUAAUAAUUAAUAUUAGCUUGUAUGAGAAGGAGUUGUGGGAACAAUUUAUUUAUAUUUUUCGUUAGCAUUAUCGUCUAAAACAUUUUCACUUUAAUAAUGUAUCUCCCUAUUGAAAUACCCAAUAUUUAUAUCUAGUCUUACGUCACUGUUGAAUUCAUUCAUAGAUAUUUAGAGAGUAACAUAAAAACUCUAAUUGUACGUUAAUCUAUUUAGAAUAUUUUUAAAAUUUUAAUCACAUUGUCCAAUAUAAUAAUAAAAUGCGUUGAAAUUGAGUAGCCAAUGUAAUACUGUGUGUUUUUAUAUAUUGAUUGUAAAUUAAAAUUUAAUUUUAAACUGUUUUGUAGUCCUUCAAAUUUAUUACACAAUUCUUUUAUCUGUGGAUUACAUAACAAAAUAUAUUUAUAUCUGUUAAACUGUAUAUGUUAUACUUUGUUAAACUAUAUUAUUAUCUAUACAAUUCUAAAUGAUUUAUAUUUAAACAUUUUGUUUAAAACAAUAUUCAAAUAUUGGUAUAAUUGUAUUUAUAGACAAGGGUAAAAUAUUAUAGUUAGUUAUCAGUAUGCGGCCUUAGUAAUUAUUUAGUACGGCAAAAAUAUUAUAUUUUAGUAAUUAGGUAUGUUCGUUUCUGUUGCGAUAUAUUUUGCUAAUCUGUAAGAAAUUGAUUUCUAUAUUUAGUAAGAAUAUAAAUUCCUAUUAGAUGUUCGAUAUGAAACACCAAUUAGUGUAGAUUAGAAUAAUAUUUGAUUAGCUGUAGGAGUUGAUUUUACACAACAUUACUAUUACCACAAGAUUGUGUUAAUUUAAAUUUUUUGUUUCUUAUCGACAUACUUAUGCUUAAUUUUCACGCUACUAUAACGUUUUUUAAUUACUAACGGUACUAAAUAUUAGCAUUUCACCACAACUAUGAUACUGUGUUAUUUUUUUCUCUUGUU